Molecule: messenger RNA, 1742 nt
Organism: Coturnix japonica (Japanese quail)
Lineage: Eukaryota; Metazoa; Chordata; Aves; Galliformes; Phasianidae
Gene: RRP36
Product: ribosomal RNA processing 36
Biological process (GO): maturation of SSU-rRNA from tricistronic rRNA transcript (SSU-rRNA, 5.8S rRNA, LSU-rRNA)
Cellular component (GO): nucleolus; 90S preribosome
Source: RefSeq, a predicted model, not a curated record
UGUGGGUUCUCCUGGGCGCGGCCAUGAUGCGGGAGGGAGCGAGGGGCGGCGUGGGGAGCGAAGGGACGGGACGGGAGGAGAUGGGGACGGGAACGGGAGAUGAAGCUGAGCUGUCGUUGGAAGAACGGCUGCAGAUGCAGAGUGAGAGCGGAACGCGAGCGAGCCGGCAGCCGAGCAAUGGGGAGAAAGCAGCAAAGCCUGGCAAAGCCCCCGUCAAACAGCGGCUGAACAAAAAGGGACCUGUGGAGAUGUCUGCCAAGAAACCCAUGCCUUUUCUGAGACAGGUUGUCCCUGUUACAAAGAAGGUCCACAGAGACCCUCGAUUUGAUGACCUGUCUGGAGAGUAUAAUCCUGAAAUAUUUAUGAAGACGUACAGCUUCCUGGAUACCAUCAAGAAGCAGGAGAAGGAGAUGGUUCAGAGGCAGCUGAAAAAAUGCCGGGAUGUAGAGCAGAAGGAGAAACUGCAGCAGCUCCUGAACCGCAUGACACAGCAAGAACAGGCACAGAAAAAACAGCAAAAACGGAGGGAACGGGAGCUGACUUUGAAGAGACAACAACGGGAGCUGGCCAAGCAGGGAAAGAAACCCUUCUUCUUAAAGAAGUCUGAGAAGCGUAAAUUGGAGCUAGCAGAGAAGUAUGUGGAGCUAAAGAGGAGUGGAAAGCUGGAGAGCUUCCUGAACAAGAAAAGGAAGAGGAAUGCUGUCAAAGAUAAGCGCCGUUUGCCAUCACAGAAGAACUUGUGACUGCUGCACAGACAUGCCGUUACCUGCAAAGGUGGUGUUGGCGCUGGGAUUCACACUAGCCAGGCCUGGAAGAUGGCAGCCUCUCUUCUCACUUUCUGCCUUCCAUUGUACAGUGAUGCUGUUAGGCAGCAAAGUCUGAACAGGAAAGAAAUGUGCUUUCAGUAGCUGAAGAGACCCCUGCACUUGUGUUUUACAUCAUGUCUGGGUGGUGACAAGUCUGUCAUGCAGGUGCAUGAGGUGCUGAUUGAUUUGUUCUUGCACCUGCUCUUCCUGCAGCUAGGAGAGCCCAGGCUGUGCCCUGCACUGCUGGCUCAUCUCCAUGUCUCACUGGGUCCCAAUGAAAAGGGUAUCGGGUGGGAGAGCAGCGAUCCAGUCUGUUCAGAGCAAGGCCAGCACUGCAUUCAAACUGGGAUGCUCAUAGCUUGCUUCAUAUGGGCCUGCAAAUGUACAGGGACAGAUAGCACUACUGUUCUGGACCCUUGUUCCACUGCUUCAAGUUCUAAAGGUGAAACUCCUUUUUCCUCCAGGAAUCUUGCCUGGUUUCAGAUUGUAAUUGCUGUCUUGUUCUCAAUGAAGUGCCUCUGUCUUGUUAAAAACCUUGCAGAAGGUCUGGAGGUGAGCAGGAAGAGGUGCUCCUAGGUCUCUUUGAAGCCUUCACUUCCCAGGACUGAGUAAAAGCUCUCACCUCCCAGCACAGUUCUCCAGCCCCUGGCAGCUUUUGCACCCUUGACUGGAAUGAGCCCAGAGAACCAACGUCAGCGCCCAGCUGGGGCGAGUGUCCAAAUGUAGUUUGCCCAGGGCUGAGAAAAUGAGAGAGAUUAGCAUCCCCCUCUGGGGCUGCACCUGCCCAUGGUGUGGCAGGCCUCCCUCACAGCCAGGGAGUGCAGCUGACUGUGCUCAGGUUCCCUCCAGCAGGGCUGCCCCCAUCUCAGCCUGUUCUUUAAAGGGCUGCUGGUGUUUCUAGGUGACGCUGAUAAAAUAAACACCUGCUUUGCUUUA